Messenger RNA from Ilex paraguariensis (yerba mate), 979 nucleotides. The record is from the annotation of a GenBank genome assembly. NCBI's taxonomy places the organism in Eukaryota, Viridiplantae, Streptophyta, Magnoliopsida, Aquifoliales, Aquifoliaceae.
AGCCAAACCGACCAUUACCCUAAGAAUUCACAAAGAAGGAAGGAAGGUAGCUAGCUUGAGAUUACACAGAAAUGGCGACUAAUGGGGAGAAUCAGAACCAAGUUUCGAGGCACCAGGAGGUUGGCCACAAGUCCCUCUUGCAAAGUGAUGCUCUUUAUCAGUAUAUCCUUGAGACCAGUGUUUAUCCAGGAGAGCCUGAAUGCUUGAAAGAGCUUCGUGACUUGACUGCAAAACACCCUUGGAACAUCAUGACCACCUCUGCUGAUGAAGGCCAGUUCUUGAACUUGCUCAUCAAACUCAUCAAUGCCAAGAACACUAUGGAGAUUGGUGUUUACACUGGUUACUCUCUCCUUGCCACUGCUCUGGCCCUUCCUCAUGAUGGAAAGAUAUUGGCUAUGGACAUCAAUCGUGAAAACUAUGAACUAGGCCUUCCAGUGAUCCAAAAGGCCGGUGUUGCUCACAAGAUUGAUUUCAGAGAAGGGCCUGCUCUUCCUUUUCUCGACCAAAUGAUCGAGGACGGUAAGUAUCAUGGGAGUUUUGAUUUCAUUUUCGUGGACGCGGACAAAGACAACUACCUUAACUACCACAAGAGAAUCAUUGAGCUGGUGAAGGUUGGUGGAGUUAUAGGCUACGACAACACCCUGUGGAACGGGUCAGUGGUGGCGCCGCCUGAUGCGCCACUCCGGAAAUAUGUGAGAUACUAUAGGGACUUUGUGUUGGAGCUCAACAAUGCCUUGGCUGUUGACCCCAGGAUUGAGAUCUGCCAGCUCCCUGUUGGUGAUGGAAUCACCCUAUGCCGUCGUAUCAGCUGAUUAAACCGAUGAUUCGGGUGAUUGAGGAGGCAAAUGGAGGAUAAAAAUUUAUGCAAUUCUGUAUGUAUGUUUAUCAAAUCAGUGUUUGACGAUGCUUAUGAAAUGUUAAAACCUGGGUUUUAUUGUUCGGUUUCUUAAUCUAUUUCUUUGAAGAAAUGAGAGUCCAU